Messenger RNA from Nylanderia fulva, 1739 nucleotides. The record is from RefSeq and is a predicted model, not a curated record. NCBI's taxonomy places the organism in Eukaryota, Metazoa, Arthropoda, Insecta, Hymenoptera, Formicidae.
ACCAAUGAGUGCCAUUAAAUUAUUAUUGGACACUAUGUUAUUAGCGCAGAAUUUUAUUGUAAGAUCACUUGGAGAAAUUUUUGGUCAGCAAAUAUGUUGGAAAACAACUGUGACUUUUCGAAAGUAAAGAUUUUAGCUAACUCUUUUGAAAUUUAAACUCUCAUUUUUUGAAAUAAAGGACGGUAUUCCAUAGUCCGUUCUUAUAUUUAAGACUGUCUUAAGCACAAAGUCUUUUAAGAUGCCUUUCUCUUCUUAAGCAUAUCUACAAAACUAGUCAGAUUCAUAAUCAAAUCUUGAUGGCCUUAUUUGAAUCAAAUAAGAUCGUGUUUAUUAGAAAGUAAGUUUGUUUUCAAGUCAGUCGUACAUGACUUUAAGGUAAGCUUAUGAUUAAGGGUAUGUUCCAAAAUUCAGUGCCGUGAGCGUGACGUCAUAAAAGUAUGCUAUCAACAGCGUUUCAUUUUUGUGAGCGUGCUGUAAAUGCGUAUACGAUGUCUAAAAUGGAACAUUACUUUCAGUGCUGGCAGUGAACACAAAAGUAAACAACAGAUUAACCUAUAAAAUAGAGAGAAAUGAUCAGAAAAUAUUUUUGAUUGCAACAUAUAUAAAUUUAAUAGCUGAAUCUGAUGAAUCAUCAAACGAUGAUUCAGAUUCGGCAAAGUAUUAAAAUUAGUGAAAAAUAAUGUAAAACGUGUACCUAAAGUACGGUGCCAAAAUUAUGUUGAAAAUGUAGUGUGGCAUUAUACUGGCAAUGCUUUUAAAAGCCAUUUUUCGCCUUAGUCGACCAACAUUUAUUUUUUAUUGGAGCUGUUAACUCCGCAAUUAUUGAAACAGUCUGAAGAAUGUGGGAGGCAUACUAUUCCACCAGAGAAGACAUUACUCUUGGCAAUAUGGAUGAUGGCAACUCCCAAUUCGUAUAGAUGUGUUGCUGAUCGAUUCAAUGUCGGAAAAGCAACGGCUUGGAGAUGUGUUUACAAAGUUGUGAAUGCAUUAUAUUCACAUUUUCAUACAUUCAUUACAUGGCCAGACAGAGCAAGAGCAGAAAAUAUUUGGACACAUGUUAAAAACAAAUACAAAUUUCCAAAAGUGAUAGGAGCGAUAGACGGUACUCAUAUAAAAAUUGCAGCACCGAAAUUACAUCCAGAAGCUUACAUAAAUAGAAAAGGCUAUCACUCUAUACAGACACAAAUAAUAUGUGAUAAUGAAUUAAAAAUCACUCAUGUUUAUGCAGGACAAGUAGGGUCAGUGCAUGACAUGAGAGUUUUUAGAUUAUCUGGCUUUGAAGACAUGUGUACCGCAGAAAACUUCCCAGAGAAUAGCCAUUUAUUAGGUGAUGCCGCAUAUGGCAUCCAAAAAUAUAUAAUAGUUCCGUUUAAAGAUAAUGGACAUUUAACAGAUGCACAAGUAAAAUAUAAUACUUGUUUGUCUGAAGCGAGAAUGAUGGUAGAAAGAACAAUAGGCUUGUUAAAAGGAAGAUUUCGAAGUCUUUUGGAUAUAUUACCUAUGAGAAGAACUGAUUUGAUACCUAAAUAUAUUUGUGCUUGUUGUGUUUUACAUAAUAUUUGCUUAAUACGAAAUGAUUACAUUGAUGAUAUUCCAAUUAUUGUACAGCCAAAUGAACCUGUACAAUAUGAAAUCGAAAAUAUACCUCAAAUUAUACGAGAAGAAGGUAUUGAGAAACGUAACGCUAUUGUAUAUCAUUUGCAAAAUGAAAAUUAUUUUGAAUAAAGUUGUAUGAAGUU